Molecule: messenger RNA, 1143 nt
Organism: Penicillium pulvis
Lineage: Eukaryota; Fungi; Ascomycota; Eurotiomycetes; Eurotiales; Aspergillaceae
Product: proteasome regulatory particle lid subunit RPN9
Exons: 3
Coding region: 1-1143 (380 amino acids)
Biological process (GO): ubiquitin-dependent protein catabolic process
Cellular component (GO): nucleus; cytosol; proteasome regulatory particle, lid subcomplex
Molecular function (GO): structural molecule activity
Source: RefSeq, a predicted model, not a curated record
AUGGAGUCCAAGAUCCCCGACUUCCUUGCCGAACAGCAAGCAAAUGGCACCCCCGAGACGCAAACCUACUUUCUGACCUUCGAAGAGUACUGGGAGCGAAAGCUAUGGCAUCAACUCACAGAUUCUCUGGUGGAGUUUUUCCGCCUCCCAGAGAGCGCGCCCCAGCGCUUAGCCAUCUUCAAGACCUUUGUGCUCAGCUUCGCCGACCGCAUCAACCAACUCAAGUUCGUCGCGCUGGGUUUGAUGGCAUCGACAGAAUGUGCUGAUGACAAGGAACGACUGUCUUUCCUCACAUCCCUCGCGGACAAGGUUGACAAGCCCGAAUCACAAGACGCUUAUGUCUAUGCGCUCGCCGAUGUCGCCAAUGCCAAGCUACGACUACCAGACCUUGAUGGGGCCCAGAAGGAUUUGGCAUCUUGCCAAAAGGUGCUGGAUUCGUUUGAUUCAGUUGAGACUGUUGUGCAUGCGUCAUUCUACAAAGUUAACGCCGACUAUUAUCACCACAAGGAGGAAUUCGCCUCUUUCUACAAGAACGCCCUCCUCUACCUUGCCUGCAUUGACUUGGAAGAACUUCCCGAAACCGAGCGUGUCUCCCGCGCCUACAACCUCAGCGUCGCAGCUCUCGUCUCAGACUCAAUCUACAACUUCGGCGAGCUCCUCUUGCACCCCAUCCUGGAUUCUCUGACCAACACACCACACAACUGGCUACGUGAUCUUCUCUUCGCCUUCAACCGCGGAGAUUUGACUGCCUACGACGUGCUGGCGGGUAACAUUAGCAAGAACAAGCUUCUCGAGUCACACAAGGUUUUCCUGUACCAGAAGAUUUCUCUCGCAGCACUGACUGAGAUGGUAUUCCGACGUCCCCCGCACGACCGCUCCCUUGCUUUCUCGGCUAUUGCGUCGGAGACCAAGGUACAGCCUGAUGAGAUUGAGCAUCUGGUCAUGAAGGCUUUGUCGCUGGGUUUGCUGAAGGGAUCGAUUGAUCAGGUUGCGCAAGUUGCGAAUAUCCAUUGGGUGCAGCCUAAGGUUCUGGAUAUGAAGCAGAUCGAUGGAAUGAGAAAUCGGUUGAAGGAUUGGGAUGCUGGUGUUAAUCAACUGGGACACUGGAUCGAGGGUGUGGGUAAGGAUGUUUGGGCUGCAUAG